AGUCAGCUUCUUAUCAAGUUCUCUGUCUCCCACCCCAGCCGGCUGACUUCGACAAUCGCGUCCAAAACCUACCACCGUCGCGUCGUCGUUUUCGUUGUCAGUCAUGAAUGAAACCUACCAAGUGCAUAACGUUGAUUACUUUACUCGGCUUAAAAAUGCCAGCAAGUUGCUAUUCUACGCCGUCAAUCCUUACGAGUACACCUUCCAGUUCGCAGAAGAUGUGCCGGAUUAUCAUAAACAGAUCUGGUUCCCAUUCUUCUUGCUCAUCGCACUGGAAAACAUUAUAUUGUUUACUAAAAAACAACAUUCUUUUCGACUAAAUGACCACGUUCCGUCAUUGUUACAUUGGAUCCUGCAAGAGACUGGACGAAUAUUUUGCCGGGGAGUAGAAUACUACAUAUACAUCCUGAUAUACGAAAAGCUUCGAAUAUGGGCCCUAGCCUGGGAAUCCCCGUGGACAUGGUACAUAACUGCAAUAGGGGUCGACUUCUGCUACUACUGGGUGCAUCGAGCAAACCAUGAGGUGCACAUUUUAUGGGCUCAGCAUCAAGUUCAUCACAGCAGUGAGGAAUUUAAUCUUGUGGUUGGUCUGCGGCAGUCUCUUUUGCAACAGUUGUGCAGCUUCAUGUUCUAUUUUCCUCUGGCUUUUUUCAUCCCACCUUCUCAUUUUAUAACACACCAUCAAUUAAAUCUGAUUUAUCAACUAUGGAUACACACUACUGUUAUCAAAGAUCUUGGACCACUUGAAAUAAUUUUUAACACCCCAAAGCAUCAUCGAGUUCAUCACGGUUGCAAUUUAUACUGCCUGGACAAAAAUUACGGUGGUGUCCUGAUAAUAUGGGACAGAAUAUUUGGCACCUUUAUGGAAGAACUGCCAAAAGAAGAUUUAAUUUUUGGAUUGGUUGUCAGUCCGCAGUCAUUUAACCCUCUGUACUUACAGACAUUUUACACAAAAGCCUUGAUGAAAAAAAGCUUUAAAAUGAAGUCGUUAAAGGAUAAAUUGGCAGUUGUGUGGAAAGGUCCAAGUUGGUUGCCAGGAUUGCCUCGACUUGGCCUUGAUGAAUUCAAAAUUAAUGUUACAUCUCGAAUAAAAUAUGACCCUGAGAUACCAAAGUGGCAACAACUCUACAUAAUUUUGCAUUUUUCUCUUGUCUUGUACGCACAUGCACAGCUUUACAGUAAACAAUCAAUUGCAGUAAAUUUUCAGACAGCAACCUUGGUUAUAAACAAUUUGUGGGCUGUGAUGACCAUAGGCUUAUUAUUCGACAAAUUUAAAUACGCGAGUGUAUUAGAAUUCACCCGCUGCAUAAUUUAUUUAUUAUUCUUUAAAAAUACUUUAGAUUCCGUAUCGAAUUCUUUCAUCUUCUACACAUAUUUCGGCUCUUGUUUAAUUUGGAUUUUGUACAUAAUUCGUAAUUUGAAAACGUUUUCUAAGUCUGAGGCUAGUUAGCAUAUUGAAAUUUAUUCACUAAAUUAAAAAUUGUAUUAUUUAUAAUUUUGUAUUCUUAAUGCGAAAAGGUAUCGAAAUUUUAGCAAAUUAAAUAAUGCAUUAAUUUAAGAAAUUAAUGGAUUUGGUUUUUAAUUUUAAGACACAAAAAAAAACCUUUAAAUUCUAUGAGGUUUCUUGAAAAUAUUUUUCGAUUACCAAAAGACUUAUAGAUGAUAAAAAAGUCGAAUUGA
Belonocnema kinseyi is the source of this 1680-nucleotide messenger RNA. Its product is annotated as alkylglycerol monooxygenase-like. Gene Ontology annotation, cellular component: endoplasmic reticulum. The coding region runs from base 104 to 1450 and encodes 448 amino acids. Gene Ontology annotation, biological process: lipid biosynthetic process. Lineage: Eukaryota; Metazoa; Arthropoda; Insecta; Hymenoptera; Cynipidae. The record is from RefSeq and is a predicted model, not a curated record. Gene Ontology annotation, molecular function: oxidoreductase activity; iron ion binding. The transcript is spliced from 9 exons.